Molecule: messenger RNA, 3907 nt
Organism: Ectocarpus sp. CCAP 1310/34
Lineage: Eukaryota; Phaeophyceae; Ectocarpales; Ectocarpaceae
Source: the annotation of a GenBank genome assembly
CAUCGUUUUGCGCACAGCUUUCGCCUCAGCACCUGUACUGUGGCAAGAACCUCUUCAACGCGACGCGAGCACACAGCCGAGGAAGAGACGCAGAAGCAAGCAAAGCACAGCAUAGGGGAGGCGCCUAAGGAGCUAGCUCUUUCGGCCGAACGUUAUGGACGUCGGCGACGCGGCUGGCUCCACAAUCACCACCGACGAAGCUUCCGCAGCAGUUGCCCCAGCUUUCGAGUGCGCGUCCACCCCUUCACACCCCGGAGUGCUCCGGGCGAUCGACAUGCUCGCCAUCAAUUCCGCCGGCAGCGCUGGAGGCGGAUCGCCCUCCUCGCCUGGAUCCCCGAUGAUAGACUCGUCUGAAACUCCGGCACAAGUCAGCGGCGGCGGCGGCGCGAUGGGCGGAGGAGUUGGAGGAGCGGAGAGCGUCACCUCCGCCGCUGCGGGCAGCAACGAAUCCGCCUCCGAGGAGGGAGUCUACGACGGCGGCAGCGCCAGGGCGGCUUCGAGCAGCGAGAGCCGCGCGGGCAGCCGCCGCAGCCGCGACCGCAGCAGCAGCGACGACAGCAGCAGCGGCAGAUCAACGAGGCAGCGCCGUGCGGGAGGAGGAAGAGGAGGAGGAGGAGGAGCGAGCGGGCGGUCUUCGAGACGGAGCCGCUACCGGGACGAGGGGAGGCUGCACAGCGGCGGUAGCAGCGUGAGCAGCCAGUCCCCGAGGUGGGACAGGGCGGUAGGGGGAGGUGGAGGGGGAGGAGGAGCGUCACCGAGGCGGCGAGGAGGAGGUGGAGCGGAUGGGUCGCCGAGACAAACCCCGGAGCCUUCAAAGGUGCUCCACGUGCGAAAUGUCGGCCACCCGGUUGUACAGGGGGACCUCGUAGCGCUGCUGAGCUGCUUCGGCCAGGUGGAAAAGAUCAAAAUGUUUAGUGGGCAGGCGCUUGUCCAGCUGCCAAGCGUGAGCGUCGCGAAGGCCACGAUGCGGCAUUACGAGGAAGACGCCGAGCCGAAGAUUGGGCAGAAGCGGGUGUACCUCAACUACUCCCGCUCCCGCUCGAUCGAGACCCGUGAUGGCGAGAGCCUGGCCGUCGGCGCCACCGCCGGCGGCGGUAACUUCAACAGCAACAACGGCGGUGCCAGCAACGGCGGGGGCGGCGGCAACGUUAACGGCGGCAACAACGGGCUGGACCUUGCCCGGGCGAUCAACGCCGCCCGCGGGGUCGGCGGGAUGGACGGGGGCAGCGCUGGGAACCCGAUGCAGGAAACUCCGAGCCCGUACGCGCACCUCAUCAUGGAGGACCACGCCAAGCUCCUCGGUCUCGCGACCUGCUACCUUCAGACCUACGGCAUCCCCGGCGGAGAGGGAGCCAUCCUCAACAUCAACCAGCGGGAGGAGAUGGCCGAGCGGCAGCGGCAAGCCAUGGCGGCCGCUUUCGCGCUCACCGGCGCCAACGGCCACGCCCUCCACCACGCCGGCAUGGGCGCCUGGAAUGGCAACGCGGCGGCGGCAGCGGCGGCGGCGGUGGCUGAGGCGGGUCGCCACUCGCGUGGGGUCUCCGGGGGAGGGGGCGGGGUUGGCGCGGGCGGCGGGGGGGGCGUCUUCUCCACCGGCUACGGGGGAAGACCAAGGUCGGGCAGCCGCGGGCGAGCCGGGGAAGGCCUCGAUCGCUUACGUCGUUAGCGUGGGAGCGGCGAGCGUGAAACGUCUUGCUGUGUUUUUGCCAUGCGGCGACGGAGGUCGGUCGGUCGGUCUACGCCGACGCCUCGACGUUCUCAUCCUAAGUGGGAGAGCUUCUUACUUGGCUGUCCUGUGUGUGGUACAAACGUGACGCCCCUCCCUCCCUUAACACUUGUGACACGAUGAGCCUCCCGUGUAGCAUAUUACGGCUCCUCACCAGUGAACAUGUUGAGACGGUGUCGGUCGCGCGUUGAGGCGCGUCCGGCGUGAAGGAGUGUACCGUUGUGCUCUUCCGACAAUGAAGAAGGUCUUCGAACACCGAAAAAGACAAAUACAGCCCGGACAGGCAUGACUGAUGACCUGUUUCUCUCAAUGCGUGGCAUAUAGAUAGCACUCCGUGUCGGCUGCAUUCGCCAUAUGACUUGGGACUAGAUGGUUUCUCUAGAACUUUUGUGUUGAGAACGAAGACACGCGGCGCCCCGGUUUUUUAUGUAAGGCGAUUUUUUUUUGUUUCGUUUUUUGUUGGAACUGGCGUUCGCCGGCCUUCUUCGACGGGGAAGGGAAGACGGGCCGGAGGUAGGUACUCUUUUGCUUGGGAGGGGGUGUUCUUUAUAGUCCACACGAAAAUGCGAUUAUGCUGCUGUCUACUUUGUGUCGUGCCCGGGGCGUCACGACGGGGAAGGUGUACGUGGCCGACUGGAGGGAGAGAGAGCAGGGGCCCACGUCACAUUUUUUAACCGAUUACAAGUUUAACUGCGAAUGAAUGAACAUUUCUUUGUCGUUGAUCGAUGCCUUGCGUUUCGGUUCUUUGCGGGUGUUGCAUCUCCUUGAUUGUCGGGUUAAUGCCAGCGCGCGCGAUAUGAGUUGAUUUUGUUUUGUACCUUUUUGUUGGUUUGUCCUUUUUGAGCUUGGUCUGUUUUUGCUCUUGUUGCUGGUAGCAGGGUUGGCUUUGGCUGCUGGUCUUGGUUGCCGUGCACACGACCUCUCGCGCGUGAGUGUGUGUGCCAAUGAUGCCGAGUCUGCUGUUGAGGUGGUGGAAGAAGGGCGGACCCAAACGUGGCACCAGGUCAGUGUGGGUAGGGCCGGAGGAGGGUUAAGUCGAGGGUCUCCUUUCCAGCCCCCGCCGCUGCGUGGGCGCGUGCAUGUGUGCGUGUGUUUUCGCGUGCGUUAUUUUCUGCGUUUCUUUGUUCGUGCAUGUAAGACGUGAGAUCUUCCUUUGUUAUGUGUUUUUUCGCGAUUUCGGUUGGUGUUUUGGUUGGUUUUGACAGAAUAGACGGGGGGGUCAAUACGUUAUGUGAGCUGGUUUGUGUAUGUACGAUAUUUAGCCUGAACAAGAAAUGGAAAGAGGAAGGCACCCAGCACGUUUGUGUUUCUAUUUGGUGAAGAAAGAAGGAUUGAGAGGCGAGCGAUUUUUACAUGCGGAGGUUGCUCGCCGUAGGCGGUGCAAUCGCGUAAAUUAUACUUUUGUUUCGUAUGAAGCCCCGAGACGAUUAAAUAAAUGAUGUGGGGCUGGUGGCGUAUGGAAUAACAGACACCACGAGCUCUGAUGAAAUAUUAAGUCUCGACGGGAGGGGGGUCUUGUCUUCGAGGGGAUUCAAUUUUGCGCACAUGGAAGUAGGUUACGAUCGUCGAUUCUGAUUCGAGUGUUUUUGUGUGGUGCCUGAAAAUGCAUGCAUGCUUGUAUGCGUAUGGAUGGGUCCGUAGGGUCUGUAGCGACGCGUGAUAAUCGUCGUCGCUAACCAAGUGCAAGUCCAGGGGCGAUUCUACUAAAUUUUUCAGACUUGCUUUCAGAGCGUGCCUUUUUGAUGGAUGAAACGUUGAAACGAUACCUAGUUGUUGAUAGCGGGCAGUUGUUUGAUGGCGGGCAAGAGGGAGCGAGUGGGCGAGGAGCGUGAAAUUGGUAUCUGGACGACCUGUGGACUUGUACAGUAUGUAUCCCAACGCUGCCGCUGCCUGUCGUGAGUUCGACUCCAUAUUUCCCCCGCCCGCCUACCCCCCACACCAGGCUGCACAAGCUUGCUUUGGGGUUGCUCGUGAGUUCCUUUCUCACAUACACUGCUGGUAAAUUGGUCUUGGUUACUGCGUUUCGUAAGUUCGAUUGUUCGUUUGAACGCAUCUUGAUUGAUUGCUGUCGCAGUCCAUUCGCGGACGGUUCACUGUUGGCGGAAUGCUCUCUGUGCACCCAGCAGCUGAAUAGCAACACACCAUCAUCGCCGAAAAGAAGCAAAAGGAGGGAAAUUAUGU